Messenger RNA from Durusdinium trenchii, 1167 nucleotides. Lineage: Eukaryota; Dinophyceae; Suessiales; Symbiodiniaceae. The record is from the annotation of a GenBank genome assembly.
AUGGCAGAGUGCUUUGCAGACCUUCCAAAGGAGGAGAUCACCAAACCGCGAAUGCAACUGCACUUGCGCAAUGCCCUGGACAAAACUCUGGCAGUAGCUUGCUACCGUGAUGGUACCUUUUGUCUCUGGUGGGCCGUGUGCUUGACGUGCCUGUGCAUGCCAGAAAGCGCCACGAAUGUUGAGACCGAAGUUCCUGAACAUCAGGACUUGGACAGCCAGGCUUCAUUGAGGCCUCUGCAGGACAAGGCAGUGGAGAGAGUGGAUUCCACCAAACGCAAGCAUCAAGAGACUGCAGUGGUCCCAGCGCAUCGUUGUCGGAAGAAGCAGCAUGUGGAUAUGGUGCAAAUCAGAAAGCGGGUGAGAAGAGGAUGUGGAGGCAAAGGGAAUAGGAAAGCAAAGGGCAAGUCAAAUGUGGCUAGCAUUGCAGACAAGGAAGCCAUUUGCAAAGCUUAUGGAGAGGCUCGUGAAUCAGGAGCAAAGGCACCAGCCAAGAAGGUAGAGCACAUGAGGGGAUACUACCAUGGUUGCAUCUACGAGAGCAAAUGGAUGAAAGUGCGACGAGAGCAGUCCUGGACUUUGUUGGUGGCAGCUGCCCCCAAAUUGACUCGGCGGCACAAAGAGCUACCAGACUCACUGAGAGCUAUGCUGAAGCUUCCCUCAAAGUUCAGCGAGCGACGCAACAAAGAUGGUUCACUGGCAAGCCUGCCAGUGCCGCUACAGCAGUGCGUAGCAUCCUUGAUCACGGACCGCAUCGACUUGGGACAGGAAGUGGACAUUGAAUAUGUCAAGGGCACGGUAUCUCCCUUUGUGGAGAUUUGGAAUUCUUGCGUUGAAACCAUCCGUGGGAACAUUUCUGAAUACAGCAUGGAGUUUUUGAGGUCCAAGGAUGAGCUCAGCAAAAUGUCCACUGCAGAGCUGACAGAGGUGAUGGAAGACUUCCGCAAGAGCCUCGAAGACACCCUUCUUCCAGUAUCCUUGAAAGAGCGAAUGCACUAUUGGGCGCCUGCGCACAUGUCCGGGAAAUACAAGAAGCUGCAAGAUCGCUGGAGCCAAACUCACAACAUCGAACUUAUGUCGGGGCACAGUGAGAUUCCGAUUCCAGGUGGGUUUGGCGCGGCAGGCCAACCCAACGAUCAAUGGCACCAAGCCAUGCAUUUACUACCUUAG